AUGGAGUGUAACGUGACUACAAAUCCUAACGUCUCCAGAAACUACAGAGAUGAGGAAAGAACCUGUUAUAUAGCACAACUUCAACUCUACUCCACCUACACCAUGAUACCCGCAAUCAUUUAUCUAGUGGCCCUCUGUGUGGCUGGCGUCAUCGGGAAUUCCAUUGUCCUCUUUGUUUACUCACAGAGGUUCAGGAGUACAGCCUCUGGUACCUUCAUCAUGGCGAUAGCUGUCUUUGACUUGUUGGCUAACAUAAUUCUCAUUCCAGGAGACAUUCACAGUAUCUUUCAUUACUGGAAUUUUGACAUGGUUUACCCAUGCAAGCUACGUCGUUAUGGACAUGCAGUUACCCACGGGGCAUCGUCCUUAUUCCUCGUGGCCUUGGCAGUGACCAGGUAUCGAAAAAUUUGCAAACCAUUUUGCAAUCAAGUGACUGUAAAGCAAGCGAGAAUAAUUUGCAUUGGGCUCACUUUACUAGCUAUGGCAAUGCCCAUCUUAUACUUUAUAAUCCUAGGCAUACAGAAGAAAAAAAUACCAAAUCAAGACUUUUUUGGCUACGUCUGCAACGUUGACGAUAAAUUUAACGGAACAGCCUUGCAUAAAAUAAACACAAUUCUAAUGGAAUGCAACGUGUCAACAAAUCCCAACGUGUCCAAAAACUACACAGAAGAAGAAAGAACGUGUUACCUAGCUCAUCUCCAACUCUACUCUACCUACACCAUGAUACCGGCCAUAAUUUUUCUGGGUGUUCUCUAUAUCGUCGGAAUCAUCGGGAAUUCCAUCGUCCUCUUUGUUUACUCACAGAGGUUCAGGAGUACAGCCUCUGGUACCUUCAUCAUGGCGAUAGCUGUCUUUGACUUGAUGGCUAACCUGGUGCUCAUACCAGGAGACAUUCACAGUAUGUUUCAUCAUUGGGAUUUUGACAUGGUUUACCCAUGCAAGCUACGCCUUUAUGGACAUGCAGUGACCUACGCGGCAUCGUCCUUAUUCCUCGUGGCCUUAGCAGUGACCAGAUCCUAUUUGAUCAACACGGCUGUCAACCCCAUUGUGUAUAGUUUUUGUGAUGUCAAGUUUAGAAUGGAAUGUCUGCGUCAUUUUAAAAGAAUAAAUUGUCAUUAA
Messenger RNA from Physella acuta, 1119 nucleotides. RefSeq lists its product as uncharacterized. Gene Ontology annotation, cellular component: plasma membrane. The record is from RefSeq and is a predicted model, not a curated record. Gene Ontology annotation, molecular function: G protein-coupled receptor activity. Lineage: Eukaryota; Metazoa; Mollusca; Gastropoda; Physidae. Gene Ontology annotation, biological process: G protein-coupled receptor signaling pathway.